This is a messenger RNA of Astyanax mexicanus (Mexican tetra), 6124 nucleotides long. Its product is annotated as A disintegrin and metalloproteinase with thrombospondin motifs 20. The transcript is spliced from 38 exons. Gene Ontology annotation, molecular function: metalloendopeptidase activity; zinc ion binding. The coding region runs from base 323 to 6055 and encodes 1910 amino acids. Gene Ontology annotation, biological process: extracellular matrix organization; proteolysis. Lineage: Eukaryota; Metazoa; Chordata; Actinopteri; Characiformes; Acestrorhamphidae. The record is from RefSeq and is a predicted model, not a curated record. Gene Ontology annotation, cellular component: extracellular matrix.
UUAUGGAUGUCGAAGGGAAAAAAAGUUGAGCUGGCACCGCCGACCCCUCUGCCUGAGACGCAGCAGCUCGCACAGGCAGCGAGUUAUAGCAGCAGCAAUGUGUCGGGAGUAGUAGCAGUAGUGGUAGUAGCGCAGUGCUCGUUCACAGGGUUCCGCCGGAUGAAUGCGAUGAGGCGCGCGCACUUGGUGACUUUAGCCGUGCACCGAAACUCUGCCGGGAGCUGCUGCCGGUGCUGCUGAGCGGCCGGGAGGAGGAGAAGGAGGAGGAGGGGGAGGAGGAGGUAGAGGAGGAGGGCAGCAGCGCCGAAGCCGCGAGGACAUCAUGCGCUUCGCCGUGUGGCUGCUGGGCUUCGUGUGUCACCUCCCAGCGCUCGGCCGAGGCUCACUGCCCUACAGACUGCACCCGAAGCAAGAGCGGUUCAUCCAGCAACUCUCGGACUAUGAGAUAGUGACCCCUCUGCGGGUCAAUGACUUCGGCGAGUCUUUCCCGCGGCAGCUGCACUUCAGGCGGCGGCGGAGCGCGGACGUGGCCAUGGCGGGGAACGCGCGCGCCCACUACCGCCUCGAGGCUUUCGGUCAGCGCUUCCUGCUGAACCUGAGCGCGGACGCAAGCUUCAUCGCGCCCUCAUAUACCGUCACGCACCUAGGGGCGCGCGGGCGGCGCGGGGCGGCUGACGAGUGCGAGCAGCAGCAGGAGGAACAGGAGCUGCGCCACUGCUUCUUUACCGGCCACGUGAACGAAGAACGCGAGCACCGAGCCGUCUUCAGCCUGUGCACAGGACUGAUUGGUACAUUUACAACUCACAGUGGAGAAUACUUUUUGGAACCUCUAAUGAGAGCUGAUGGGAAGGAGGAUGAGGAGGAACACAACAAACCUCAUUUAGUCUACAAACGUGAGAGGAUGAAGGGACCUGUAACUGAGCACUCUGAGCCAUGCGCCUCUUCAGAUCUGAAUGAAAAUGGGAUUAAUUUACGUGGCAAUGGAAGCCUUCUGGAAGAGCUAAAAUCAACUUGGGAAACGAUGGACAACCAUGUUCCAAAGAUGCACCAGACAGACUCUAAAAGUCCUUCCAGUGGCAGCCGCAAAAAGCGAUUCCUAUCAUACCCACGCUUUGUGGAGCUGAUGGUUACAGCAGAUGCCAAGAUGGUGCGCCACCACGGACGAAACCUGGAGCACUACAUCUUAACAAUCAUGUCAGUAGUGGCUGCAGUCUACAAAGACCCUAGUGUGGGAAACCUUAUCAAUAUUAUGAUUGUUAAAUUAAUCGUUAUUCACAAUGAACAGGAAGGGCCAAAUGUGAAUUUUUAUGCUGCUACAACACUGCACAAUUUCUGUGUAUGGCAACAGAGUCAUAAUGUUCUUGAUGACAGUCAUCCCUCCCAUCACGACACUGCACUGCUGAUCACUAGGGAGGAUAUCUGUCGAGCAAAAGACAAGUGUGACACAUUAGGUCUGGCAGAACUGGGCACGAUGUGUGAUCCAUAUCGGAGCUGCUCCAUCAGCGAGGAGAAUGGUCUGAGCUCUGCCUUCACCAUUGCCCAUGAGCUGGGUCAUGUGUUUAACAUGCCACAUGAUGAUAACCCAAAGUGCCGGGAGGCAGGAAUCAAGCAUCAGUAUCAUGUAAUGGCACCAACCUUGAACUAUGACACCAGCCCAUGGUCAUGGUCAAAGUGCAGCAGAAAGUACAUCACAGAGUUUCUGGAUACUGGUUAUGGAGAGUGUUUGUUGGAUGAACCAGUUGGAAAAACAUACGACCUUCCUGUCAAGCUCCCAGGUCAACUUUACAACGUUAAUCGGCAGUGUGAACUGAUGUUCGGACCUGGCUCUCAAGUCUGUCCGUUUAUGAAACAAUGCAAGAGGCUCUGGUGUACCAGUGCUGAGGGGGAUCAUAAAGGGUGUCGCACACAGCAUAUGCCCCUGGCUGAUGGAACUGACUGUGGACAUGGCAUGUACUGCAAACAUGGUAUGUGUGUGAAUAAAGAGAUCGAGUCAAGACCGGUGCAUGGAGAAUGGGGACCAUGGGGACCAUACAGUGUGUGUUCCAGGACCUGCGGGGGUGGCACACGGAGCACAUCUAGAGACUGCAACAAACCUGCGCCGAAGAACGGUGGGCGGUUCUGUGUGGGACGCCGCAUGAAGUUCCGUUCUUGUAAUACUGAGCCGUGUCCAAGGGACCAGAAGGACUUCCGAGAGGAACAAUGCUCCCACUUUGAUGGCAAACACUUCAACAUCAACGGACUACCUCCCACUAUCCGCUGGGUGCCUAAAUACAGCGGGAUCUUAAUGAAGGAUCGUUGUAAGCUGUUUUGUCGUGUUGCUGGAACAAUGGCCUACUACCAGCUGAGAGAUCGAGUUGUUGACGGAACACCGUGUGGACCAGACACUUACGACAUCUGUGUGCAAGGCCUCUGCAGGCAAGCAGGUUGUGAUCAUGUUUUGAACUCCAAGGCAAGGAAUGAUAAGUGUGGAGUCUGUGGAGGGGACAACUCCUCAUGUAGGACUGUUGCUGGCACCUUCAACAAUGCACAAUAUGGUUAUAAUGUUGUGGUGCGAAUUCCAACUGGUGCAACCAACAUCGACAUAAAGCAAGUCAGCUACUCUGGAACACCAGAAGAUGACAACUACCUCGCACUUUCUGACAGUCGAUCCAACUUCCUUCUAAAUGGAAAUUUGGUGGUGUCCAUGUUUAAAAGGGAAAUCUCCUUUAAAGGAACUGAGAUUGAGUACAGCGGCUCAAACACCACGGUAGAGCGAAUCAACUGCACAGAACGCAUUGAGGACGAACUCAUUCUACAGGUGCUAUGUGUGGGAAGUCUCUAUAAUCCAGAUGUGCGGUACUCUUUUAACAUCCCCAUAGAGGAGCAGCGAGAGCAGUUUGUGUGGGACACAUCUGGACCCUGGCAAGAGUGCAGUCGCAUGUGCCAAGGAGAGCGGCGGCGAAAAGCAGUGUGUGUUCGCAAGAGUGAUCAUUUGGUGGUGUCAGACCAGAGGUGUGAGCUUCUACCUCGACCCAGGGGAGCUACAGAGUCUUGCAAUACCGACUGUGAACUCAGGUGGCAUGUGGCUGGAAAGAGUGAGUGUUCCUCUAAGUGUGGGCCUGGGUAUCGUACUGUGGAGGUUCUGUGUAUGCGCUACAGGCAGACGAAGAGUGUGAGUGAGAAAGUGGAAGUGAGGGCCUGUGGAGAUUUGACCAAACCACAGAGCCGCGAAUCUUGCCAUGGAGACUGUUUGCAGAAGAGUUGGCAGUACAGUGCCUGGUCACAGUGUUCGAAGACCUGUGGACGGGGCACUCGUACACGUGACUCCUAUUGCAUGAACAACCUGGGGCGUAGACUUGUAGAGCGGGAGUGUAGUGAGUACCAGAGAGUCGUCACAGAGACCUGCAAUGAUGUACCCUGUCCUGACUGGUCAGUCAGCCAAUGGACUGAGUGUAUGGUGACGUGUGGUAAGGGGGUGAGGCACAGACAGGUGUUCUGUGUUUUGGCAGAGAAACGUCUCAGUGAUGAGCACUGCAAUCCCAACAACAAACCCUCAAAUAUCGGCAGCUGUGUUCUUCCAGAAUGUGCUUCUUGGCAGGUUGGCGUCUGGAGUGCGUGUCCAGUGACUUGUGGGCAUGGAUACCAAAUACGAGCAGUGAGGUGUGUGUCCGGUUCUUAUGGCAAGACAGUAGAUGACCAGGAGUGUAAUGCUGCUUCAAGACCUCAAGACAGUCAGGAGUGUGAGUUGCCAGCCUGUCCUCGAAUAUCAUCACCAGUAAGCACAUCACGACCUGCAGCACCUGGACAGCUACUCACCCAGUGGAGAUAUGGCUCGUGGACUACAUGCUCAGUCUCUUGUGGAAAAGGUGAGAGAGCACGUUAUGUCAGCUGCAGAGACGCUCAGGGAGGAGUAGCUGAUGAAUCUUAUUGUGCCCAUCUACCUCGCCCCCCAGAAACCUCUGUGUGCUUCAGCCCUUGUGGUCAUUGGAGAGAGGGAGAGUGGUCAUCUUGCUCCGUGUCGUGUGGGGUGGGUCGAUCCACGCGACAAGUGGUGUGUAUGAACUACAACCAGCAGGUGGAUGAGUCUUACUGCCACCCAGACAAGAAGCCUAGCACUGAGCAGGAGUGUGCUGCAGUCCCCUGCCACUCAGUCUACACCCACUGGCCGAACAACCAGCCCUACUUCCCUUAUGACCCCGGAAGCCAUCCUGGCCACAGCAGCUGGAACGUCCCCUCUGCAGACAACCAGUGGAGAACUGGACCUUGGGGAUCAUGCUCCAGUACAUGUGAGGGGGGUUUCCAGAGGAGAGUGGUGGUAUGUCAGGACUCAGAGGGCCGCAGCACUAACUACUGUGACGAGAGAGUCAAACCCAGUGAGUCAAAGAGCUGUGACUCUGGACCCUGUCCUCUCUGGAACUACGGCAUAUGGGGAGAGUGUACUCAGUCAUGUGGUGGUGGCCAGCGCACACGGCUAGUUGUGUGUCAGCGACCAAACGGCCAGAGGCUGAACGAGCACAACUGUGAUAUGCUGGACAAGCCUCCUGAUGUAGAGCAAUGCAACAUGCAGCCCUGUCCCGGCAGUGCUUCCUGGCACAGACGACCAUGGAAGCCGUGCUCCGUGACCUGUGGGAAGGGGACCAGGCAGAGAGAACUUGCAUGUGUUUAUCACAACCAGACUCAAACAAUGGAGGAGAACUGCGCACAUCUUCCCCGACCCAAGACACACAAGCCCUGCAGGGUGGAGCCAUGCCCUACCUGGAAGACCAACAAGUGGAAAGCGUGCCCAGUCAGUUGUGGAGCAGGUGUGCAGACACGUGAGGUGUACUGCAGGUUAAAGGGCAAAGGUCGCAUAGAAGAAGAGAGGUGUGAUGCCCAUAUUCGUCCUAGCAGCUUGCAGUCCUGUAUGCUCCCUGACUGUCAUCACUACACCUGGUCAGCCACUGAGUGGAAAGAGUGUAAUGCCUCAUGUGGAAAAGGAAUAAGGCACAGAACAGCGAUCUGUGUGGACAUGAAGAUGACCCCUGUCCUGGACAGCCUGUGUGACCCCUCUUCCAGACCUGCCCUUUACGAGCCCUGCUUUAGCGCACCCUGUCAGUACGUCUGGGUAACUGCAGCAUGGACAGAGUGCUCUGUGAGCUGUGGGGUAGGUUACCAGCAGAGAAUGGUGUCAUGCUCUGCAGUGCCCUCUACACCAGACCUGCAGGUGUUUGCUGCACAGUCUUACACCCACGCCUCACCUUCUGAGUGCCCAGAACCUCCUCCAUCUCACACCAAGCCAUGCCAAAUGCCAGAGUGCCCACCACAUGGAUACUGGAAAGUUGGACCCUGGAGCAAGUGUUCUCAGACGUGUGGUGCGGGGAUGAUGGAGAGGAUGGUAGAGUGUCUCAAUGCUAAACAUCUCCCUUCAAAAAACUGCCCUCUCUCAAGCAAGCCUACAUCUCAAGCAGCCUGCAGACUGAGGCAAUGUGAAUUGUUCUCCAGCUGCCGGGAGCUGCAGAUCAGAGAAGGCAUUAGAAAAGAUGGAGAACAUUACCUCAGUGUUAAAUCUAAAAUCAUCCAGAUUUACUGUGCAGAAAUGCAGACCAACUUUCCAAAGGAGUAUGUUACUCUACGUGGUGGCCAAACUGACAACUACUCCGAGGUGUUUGGAUACAGAUUGAACAACCCAUUUGAGUGUCCUUAUAAUGGCAGCAGGCGUCAGGACUGUGCAUGCAGGAAUGAUUACCCUGCAGUGGGCUACACGUUGUUUCACAGAGUGAGACUUGACCUCAGCACAAUGCGAAUAAUCACUACAGAUGUGCAGUUCUCUCAGACUCUUCUUGGCCAUUCUGUUCCAUUUGCCACUGCCGGAGACUGUUACAGUGCUGCCAGAUGCCCUCAGGGUCAGUUCAGCAUCAAUCUUACUGGAACGGGGCUGAAAGUUGCUGAGUCUACGAAAUGGGUCUCGCAUGGAAACUAUGUCUCUGUCAAAGUCCAUCGAUCAGAGGAUGGAACGAGAAUCUAUGGCCGCUGUGGAGGAUUCUGUGGAAAGUGCCUGCCUCAUCCUCAUGCUGGACUUCUUGUUCAGGUCCAGUGAAAAGGACUCAAAAGCGAAUCAAGCAAGAUUGAAUCAAGUAUCUAAGUGUCCACGGCAUGCCCCUGCACA